Molecule: messenger RNA, 18528 nt
Organism: Penicillium samsonianum
Lineage: Eukaryota; Fungi; Ascomycota; Eurotiomycetes; Eurotiales; Aspergillaceae
Product: HC-toxin synthetase
Exons: 4
Coding region: 1-18528 (6175 amino acids)
Biological process (GO): amino acid activation for nonribosomal peptide biosynthetic process; secondary metabolite biosynthetic process
Cellular component (GO): cytoplasm
Molecular function (GO): phosphopantetheine binding; catalytic activity
Source: RefSeq, a predicted model, not a curated record
AUGAGCAAUCAAAAUCAAUUGCCAGAGGUUGUCUGCAAGUUUCCUGCGCUCCGAUCUGAAGAAAACGAAAUAGGAUCGACGAACGAGGGGGAACAAGUCUCCAUUGAAUUGCCAACGACCGAAUUCCAGUCAUGGCUACACGACUUCAGUCGCGAGCAGAACAUUCCUGUGUCAAGCAUCUUCAUUGCCGUAUGGGGCCUAAUUUUGAAGACAUUCACGGGAAAUGGAGCCAUCUGCGCGGUAUCUAUGCUUGGCAAUGCACAGCCUGAUCUGGUGACCACUGUGGUAGAUGAGGAAGCCACUCUAAUAGAGUUGCUUCGGUCAGUCGCAGAUGGGACAAGAAGCAUCGAAGACCACACAGCGGAGCUGCCCUGCAAUACAGCCAUCUGCUUCACCAGUGAAACAGAGGAUAUUACCAGGAACCUAAAAGAAUUCGAAGUAUCCCUGCUAGUAGUGGAUGGAGCAACCGGGAUCGACAUGACUCUCAUGUAUCAAACAAAUCACCUCGCACCAUCACACGCAAACCACGUUGCACAAACCGCCGGUCAGUUGUUGAAGGAAUUCCAGCUUGACACCAGCCGAAAAAUCUCGCAAAUCAACCUCUUGCACCCCGAAACUGAGAAGCAGUUACAAACUUGGGGCAGUCACUCCCCGGCAGUGGUUGAUCAUUGUGUAGGCCAACUCUUUGAGAAGACAGUGCGGCAGAAUCCACUAAAUGAGGCAGUCUGUACAGCUGAGGAGCUUCUCACGUACCAGGAGCUGGAUCGCCUCAGUGGACGAUUGGCCGUUCACCUGCAGAGUCUGGGAGUAGGACCGGAGGCUGUAGUAAUUUUAUGCUUCCCCAAAUCUGCCUGGGCCGUCGUAGCCAUGAUGGCUGUCAUUCGCGCAGGGGGUGCCAUCUUGUUUCUGGAUCCAUCACACCCCACUGCCCGACACCGUGAAAUUGCGGAUCAAGUCACAACGCAAUGGAUGCUCACCGCACCGGGCCAUGCUGCCCAGAUGGAAUGGCUUGAGGGUGCGGUUCUGUCUAUUGAUCGUGCCUUUGUGGACUCUCUGGGGCCGAUUCCCCAGGGAAUGGUGCUAGCAUCAACCGCUAUAUCCUCAAACACGUUGUACAUCAUCUUCACCUCGGGCAGCACUGGCAAGCCUAAAGGAUGUGUAAUUGAACACCAACAGUUCUUGACUGGGUCUCGUGCACAGCAGAAAGCAUCUGGAAUGGAUUCCAAUGAUCGAGUGUUGCAACUGGCCUCGUUCACCUUUGAUGUCAGUAUCCUCGAAAUUCUCACCUCGCUCAUAUCGGGGGCCUGUGUCUGUAUCCCAGACGACCGACAGCGGUCGCAGGGACCAGCGUCUUGCAUUCAACAGUUUGGCAUUACCUGGGCCUUCCUCACGCCAUCUUUGGUGAAGUCCAUGCAUCCAGAGCAGGUACCGACACUAAAGUUCCUUGUGUUGGGAGGUGAAGCUGUCUUGGAAGAAAAUAUCCAGGUCUGGGCGCCGCACGUGCGACUGGCCAACGGAUAUGGACCAACAGAAUGCUCCAUCGCUGCAACGGCAAAUGUUGGAUUGUCCCUCAGCACUAAUCCCAUGAAUAUCGGAUACCCCUUGGGUGGCUGCUGUUGGAUUGUAAAGCCUGAUGACCACGAUAGUCUCGUUCCAAUUGGAGCUCCCGGAGAGCUGCUCAUCCAGGGUCCCAUUGUCGCGCGAGGAUACUUCAAUGAGCCUGAAAAGACCCAAGCUGUCUUCCUCGACUCGGCCAAGUGGGUUCGUGCCGAUCGUACACCCUCGUCGCGCAUCUACAAGACCGGUGACUUAGCUCGAUUCAACGCAAAUGGCACAAUCCACUUCAUGGGCCGAAAAGAUAGCCAGGUGAAGCUGCGUGGCCUACGAAUUGAGUUGGGUGAGAUUGAACACCGCAUCACCGCUCACCCACUGGUUAGCCAAGUAUCUGUCGUACUCGCGAAGGAUGGCCCCUGUCAGGCCAAACUCACCGCUGUGGUCUCCUUGAACGAGCUGCAAAACCCAGCAUCAAAUUUUGAGUUGCUCACCGGAGACAAAUACAACUCUGCCAGAGAACAGCUGGAAGCUGUCGCUAAGUCAGUCUCAGAGCAGCUGCCCAGUUAUAUGUUGCCGACCGUCUGGGCGCCAGUUUGGUCUAUCCCUUUGACCGUCUCUGGAAAGCAAAAUGGAGUGGCAGUUCGCCAAUGGGUGCAGGACAUGUCACUCGACACAUACAACGACCUAAUCGGAAAGGGUGGUCACCUUGAGCGGGUCAGCCCAUCAAAUGACCGAGAGCGUGAAGUUGAAGCGCUGUGCUGCGAAAUUCUGGGCUCCCUCCAGCCGGAGGAGGUGUGGCUGAAUAAGUCCUUUAUCCAGAACGGGGGUGACUCCAUCAAGGCGACACAGCUCCUCGACAGAUUACGUCGCCAGGGAGUUGCUGUUUCAUUCGAGGAUGUGAUGCAAAGCGCAACUUUGAUUGAACUGGUUCAGCGUAUUGAGAGCCAAGCUCCAAUUGAUCCUCCUCCCCAUCAGGUGGUCCGUACAUAUUCACCUUCCUUGGAUCAGGAAAGACUUUCGCGAGUUGGCGUCGACAUCAACUCGGUAGAGGAUGUGUAUCCGCUGUCCCCUGUGCAGCGAGGAAUCCUCCUGAGUCAACAACAGAACCCAGAAAGCUACCAGCUGCGUAUCACCUGCCAGGUAUUGUCCUCACCAGGAGGUAGGGUUGACCAAAAUCGCUUGCUGGAUGCUUGGCAACAAGUUACUGCCCGGCACCCUGCGCUGCGGACCAUUAUGAUCGAGACUGAGACCGAAGAUGGCUUGUUCGACCAGCUGGUCCUGCACGACAGCAAUGCGAGUGUUUUAGAAUGGACGCAGAAAAGCGAGAAGGCCUUUUGGCAAGCACAGGAGGAUUUCACUAGGACAGACACUGCGCUGCAACCGCCAGUGGUUUUCAUAGUCUCCGCCACAGAUGAUGGCAAGCACUUCGUCACGAUCGACAUCAGCCACGCCCUCGUUGAUGGAGUCUCCAUCUUGAUCUUGUUUCGAGACCUCUGUCUUGCAUAUGAUGGCAAUCUCACAAAAGGUCGUACAAUUAAAUACUCUUCGUAUAUCGACUAUAUCCAACAGCUGCCGGUGGAGUCUUCAUUGCAAUACUGGACGAAGCACUUGGAAGAUGCAAUCCCCUGCCACAUCCCCACUCUCAACGAUGACCUCUCUGUUGAGGGUCAGCCAGGCGAGCUGAAAAUGGACAUCCAAGGCAUAGAUGCGCUAUAUGAACUUUGUGCCGCGAUGAACUUCACGCCGGCCACUGUUUUCCAAGCUGCGUGGGCCCUGGUGCUCCAGGCCUAUACGGGGCAGGAUGAUGUCUGCUUUGGCUAUCUCACUGCAGGCCGCGAGAUGCCUGUGGCUGAGAUCAGUGAGGCAGUCGGUGUUUUUAUUAACAUGAUGGUCUAUCACGCGCAGCUCUCCCCCGAGACUACGAUCGCUUCGCUUGCGAAGGAAACCCAGCAGGGCUUUUUGGGAGGCCUUCCCCAUCAACAUUGUUCGGUCGCUGAAAUUCAACAUGCUUUGGGGCUUUCAAAGCCGCUAUUCAACACCAUCAUGUCGCUACAGAGCGCCUUAGGGGAGGAUAUAUUCGGCGGAGAGGCUGAUGGGAAUGUAGGUUUCAGGGUCGUGGGUGAAUUGGACCCAACAGAGUAUGAUGUCUCGGUCAAUAUAUUUGUCUCCAAAGAACGAGUUUCUCUGACUCUUCGACAUUACCGGGCGGCUCUCAGCGACGCCAUGGCUGAGAACGUCCUGGCGACCUUUUGCCGGGCCAUCCACGUCGUUGUUCAUAGACACACAUCCAUGCUACGCGAUUUGGACAUGAUGAGUGACCGCGAUCAAUCUCAUAUUGCACACUGGAAUAAUCACCAAUGGGCCGACCUUCAUGCCUGUGUUCAUGACUUGAUUUCCGACCAAGCACUCGCUCGCCCUCAGGCAGUCGCUAUCGACGCCUGGGAUGGCAGCUUUACUUAUCAAGAGCUCGAUUCCAUCACCAGUGCUCUUGCUCAAAUUUUGAUUGAAAAGGGUGUCAAACCAGAGUCUCUGGUGCCCAUUGGGUUUUCUAAAUCCCGUUGGACGGUCAUCGCCCAGUUGGCUACGUUGAAAGCGGGAGGAGCGUGCGUUGCCUUUGAUCCGGAGCACCCCCGAAGCCGACGGGAGCAAAUGGUUCAGCAAUGUGAUGCUACUAUUUCCAUCGUUGCAGAAGGCAACGAGUUGCUAUUUGAUGGACUGGUGCCGAUUGUGAUCGUUCUAGGGGCGAAUACCGUUGGUACCCUGCUCCAGGGCCAUGCCGCUUCCACCCUUCCUUCGGCCGCACCUGCAGUCUCGCCCUCCAAUCCUGCCUUUGUUGUUUUCACAUCUGGCAGUACUGGUAAGCCAAAGGGAAUUGUCCUAGAGCACCAUGCAAUCUGUAGCAGUGCGAAAGCCCACGGUCCCGCCAUGAAUUAUGGCCCGGAUGCCCGAGUCCUGCAGUUUGCCUCGUACACAUUCGAUGUCAGCAUCGGUGAGACCUUCACUUGUUUGAUGAGUGGUGGCACGCUUUGCAUUCCCAGCGAGGAUGAACGGAUGAAUGAUUUGGCCGGAGUCAUCAACAGGAUGAACGCCAAAGUUGUAUACCUCACACCCUCCGUGGUGAGUCUGCUACACCCAUCACAGGUCCCAGGAGUCCAUACCCUGGCGCUGGGAGGUGAAGCCGUGCGAGAGAAUAAUAUCACCACCUGGGCCGAGCACACCAACCUAGUGAACAUCUACGGCCCAGCUGAAUGUUCUGUGUGGUCGACAGGGUUGCAAGGGGUGCCAAAGUCCGCAUCUGCGCGUAAUAUCGGCUAUGGUCUUGGUGCCAGGAUGUGGAUCACCAAUGUUGAAGAUCCAAGUAGACUGUGUUCAGUCGGUGCUGUCGGCGAGCUUUUAAUCGAAGGACCAAUUGUUGCUCGAGGAUACCUGAAAGACGAUGCCAAAACACGCGCUGUGUUUAUUCCACCCCCUGAAUGGUGGUCAAAGUACCAACCCUCGGAAUGUGGCCAUGACUUCAAAAUCUAUCGCACUGGUGAUCUUGCCAGGUACAACUCUGACGGCUCCAUUCAUUCUAUUGGUCGUCGGGACCAUCAAGUGAAGCUACACGGGCAACGCGUGGAAAUGGGCGAGAUCGACCGGACAUUGCUGAUGCACGAGAAAGUUCAGAAUGCCCUAGCCAUAGUGCCCACCAACGGCAGACUGGCAGGUAAACUGGUAGCAGUGCUGAGCUGUAAUGACGAAGUUCAUGCUCUCAGUAAGGCUGGAAUCGAGUUGCGAGGGGAUUCCACGGUAGAUAUAUCACCUGUGCGAGACUGGCUCGUCACGAGACUGCCUACCUACAUGAUCCCCUCCACUUGGCUUGUUGUGCAGUCCAUCCCUGUCACCAAAAAUGGAAAGUCUGAUCGUCCAUCCGUGGUUGCCUGGGUGGAGAACUUGCAGCAGGUUGAUGACCACGUCACACCAAGUUGUACCUCCAAUGACCCUGAUAAUAGUCCGAUGAGCCAAAUGGAGACAGAUGUCAGGGAGGUGAUUAGCUCCGUACUUAAUAUUCCACUGCUGGAAACUUCUAUGAACCGCAGUUUCAUGGCUUUGGGGGGAGAUUCAAUUACUGCAAUGCAGACCUCCUCCCGAUCUCGAGCACGUGGCAUCCGGUGUGCAGUCAAGAGCAUUCUUAAGAGCAAAUCAAUCCGUCAGAUCGCCACCGAAGCGACCAUUCUCGCCAAUCCUGUUGGGUUAACGAAGAGUGACGGUCAGGCUUUCCGUCUCCUACCAAGUCUGCUACCAUCUGACCUCGAUGAAUGGGUCAAACGAUUGGGUUACACAGGACUGUCCGACAUUGAAGAUGCCUAUCCCUGCUGCCCAAUGCAGGAAGGUAUCCUGAUCAGUCAAGCGCAGACUCCUGAGACUUACAAAUUCUCGGCUGUCUGUGCUAUCCGGGGGGUAGACACAAAGCCAUUGGAGAUGAACAGGCUCCACAUGGCAUGGAGUCGUGUCGUCGCGAGCCAUCCUGUCUUGCGCACCUUCUUCGUUGAGGGACUAUCACAAGAAGCCAUGUACAGUCAAAUAGUACUCCGAGAACAUACCCCCCGAGUUGAGAGCGCCAAGAGCCUGGAUAGUCUGUUGCGUUAUCAUCAAGAACACCCCGUCGACUACAACGAGUCCGUCCCCCCGCACCGUAUGACUGUCUUUGAGGACGAAGACGCACUUUACUUCAACUUGGAGAUAAGCCAUACUUUGAUUGACGGUGCAUCAAUGCCCCUCUUGCUGGGGGAUAUCAGAGCGGCCUACGAUAGUGAGAUCCCCCCUGGGCCUCUCUUUAGUGAAUAUAUCGCCUUCUGGCAGCGACAGUCUCGGGAGACUACCACCACUUUUUGGACCAAAUACCUGGAUAAUAUGCAGCCGGCCAUGUUCCCAUCCCUGCUUGAUAACAUUGUUCCGGAAAAGGCGCUCCGCGUGGUCAACGUGCCAGUUAUGGACCGAAUGUUGUCUGACCUCAACACUUUCUGCAAAGACAAUGAGUUGACCAUUGCAAAUGUGUUCCAAGCCGCCUGGGCCCUGGUUUUGCGAGCCUACACCAGAAAUGUGGACGUGGUGUUUGGCUAUCUGUCAUCAGGGCGUGAUGCUGACGGCCUCGAUUUGGAUCACGCCGUGGGUCCUUUCAUCAAUAUGUUGCCCUGUCGGAUCAAAGUCGAUGACUCCUCCAGAUUGAUUGACGUGGUGAGAACAAUCAACAAUGACUUUUUAGACUCUCUGCCGCAUCAACACACCUCGUUGGCAGAAGUUCAACAUCAUUUGCGACUCUCUGGAGAGCGUCUGUUCAAUACCACCCUUUCACUGCAACGAUCCAUGGUGGAAUCCGAUGAAAGGAGCAGUAGCAUUGCUGUCGAGUAUCUGGGUGGUGCGGAUCCAACCGAGUAUGACUUGGGCGUGAGUAUCACGGUGGGAGACGCCGCCAUUGAUGUCGAUAUCAAUUACUGGACAAGUUUCAUGUCAGAUGAGAAGGCUAGCAUGUUGGCUUCAACAUUUAAGACAAUUCUCACUAGCCUGCUGGCCUCACCAAACAACGAAAUCCGAGACUUGGACUUGAUUGGUGACCAGCAACACCAAUACGUGAUGGCGCUCAAUGACAAUGGAAAGGUUCCAGAGACCGUCGAAGGCUGCAUCCACGAUGAAGUUCAUCGACAAGCUCUGGCCCAUCCAUCCGCACCCGCUGUCGAGUCUUGGGACGCUUCGUUCACGUAUGCGCAGUUGGAUCAAUUGUCCAACAAGUUAGCGACCAAGCUUGCCGCUAUCGGGGUUGGGCCUGAACAUGUGGUGGCCCUCUGCUUUGACAAAUCUGCAUGGGCUGUCGUGGCGAUGCUGGCAGUCCUCAAGGCCGGUGGUGCAUAUACCUCAAUGGGCCCGUCUCAUCCUAGGUCGCAUCUAGCACAAGUUAUCCUAGCUACCAAAAGUCUUGUCGUUCUGGCAGGAUCAAAAGCGUACGGAAGCUUGGUGGGAGACCUGGUGGAUCAUAUCAUCAUCGUUGAGCCUUCUCUGUUCCCGUCACUUCCUGAUCAUGAUUCAGGAAUCAUUCAGAAAGCCUCUCCAAAUAGUGCUGCGAUGAUCAACUUCACCUCGGGCAGUUCGGGGAAACCCAAGGGUAUUGUGGUCCGCCACAGCGGUGUCCGCUCAAUGAUAGCCCACAACGAGGACAUGGGCAUUGAUCGAUCCACUCGUGUUCUCCAAUUCUCCGCGUACACCUUUGAUACCAGCAACGGGGAGAUUUUCUUCACCCUGUGUGUUGGAGGAUGUGUUUGCGUUCCAUCGGAGGACGACCGGGUCACUGAUCUGGCUGGGGCAGUCACACGAUUAAGGGUCAGCUAUGCAUUCCUGACUCCCUCGCUGGUCAUUUCCCUCUCACCAGAGACGCUUCCCACAUUGAAGACAUUGGUCCUUAUUGGUGAAGCUGUUCCCACUGAUCUUCCACGCAAAUGGCAAGCCCACGUUCGUGUGCUCAACAGUUACGGCCCGGCUGAAUGCACAGUGAUGUCCUCUUUUGCAGUGUUGGAGGAUGGAGGGCCAGUGUCCAGUAUUGGACGAGGUCAUGGAUGCCUGUUCUGGGUCACUGAUCCCGACGACAGCCAUAGACUGGUCCCUGUCGGCUGCGCUGGGGAGCUGCUUAUCGAAGGGCCCAUUGUCACUCGCGGCUACCUGGAUCCGAAGCUGACCUCAAAGGCAUUCAUUCCUCCUCCGUCAUGGCGCGGAGACACGUCUAGUGGAUCGCGACUUUACAGAACAGGAGAUCUUGUUAGGAUUCUUCCUGAUGGAAACAUGCUGUUCCUAGGUAGAGCUGAUGGGCAGAUCAAACUGAACGGACAGCGUAUUUCCACAUGGGCAAUCGAGGAGGAUAUCAGUCGCCACUCGCUAGUCCAUCAGACGGCUCUUGUCGUACCUAGCCAGGGACCCUGCAAGAAGAAACUUGUUGCACUGGUAGCUUUUGAGAAUGAAUUUUCCACACAGGAUGUUGUUACCGAAGGGGUUGUACCUUUCAGUGGCGAUGCCAACAAGGAUCAAGCCAUCCACCAGAUCGCCUCCAUUCGGGAUCGUCUCGCAGAAGUUUUCCCCAGUUAUAUGAUGCCAUCCGUCUGGCUGCUGUGCUCUAGCCUUCCUUUGACCGCAUCACGAAAGCUGGACCGGCUUACGGUCAAGGGCUGGGCGGAGAGUAUGGAUCAUCAAACAUAUUUCAAUGCACUGGCAGAGAAGGAGGAAGAAAUUUAUCUCGCUGAGAAUGGUAUUCCCACAUCCAAUGCGGCGGAGCUUUUGCAGGGGAUUGUCGGUCGUGUUUUGAAUCUGCCGCUGAGCCAAGUGUCUCUUCAGCGAUCCUUCUUCAAUCUUGGCGGUGACUCGAUUACAGCCAUGCAACUGGUGGUGACGUGUCGUAAUGAGGGCCUAAAGCUGCUAUUCAAAGAUGUUAUGCGCAGUACUAGCAUUGGGGCCCUGGCUGACUGUGUGCAGAUGGUCGAUCACAUCAAUGUCUACCACCACAGAGACCAGUUGGACACGCCGUUUGACCUGACUCCCAUCCAGCAAUUCUAUUUCCAGAGCAUAUCCCAAGGAAGCCAUGAAGCAGCAGCAAAUCAAUUCAAUCAGAGUUUCCUUUUCCGCUUGACGUCAGACGUUCCCGUGGAGCAGUUGAGGGAUGCGGUUGAUAAGGUUGUCCAACGUCACUCGAUGUUACGAGCACGAUUCCGACAGUCACACAACUCACAAUGGAAGCAAAUAUUGAUCGGUCAUUCCCCUCUGGCGUAUCGAUUCAGGCAACACGCGGUGGAGGUAGAACAAGAGGCACUCGAUUUGGCACUGCAUGCGCAGGAAGAACUCGAUAUCCAGAACGGCCCUGUCUUCGGUGUGGAGCACUUUUCGAUUCCGGGUCAGAGUCCGCUAUUCUUCCUGGUAGCCCACCAUCUGGUCAUUGAUUUGGUGUCGUGGCGCAUCAUCUUCCAAGAACUCCAAGACUCGAUUGCUGGGGAGAUCUCCCAAGCACCCGCUCCUCCAUUCUCCUUCCAGCAAUGGCAGCAACUGCAGACGGAAUAUGCCGCUGAGAAUCUGCCGCCGAGCAAAGCUCUACCCUACACAAUCCCCAGGGCAGACUAUGUUUACUGGGGCAUGGAAGAUGUUCCCAACUUUACCGGCGACACCACCCAAAUCUCUGCCGUAUUAGGACCGCGGGAGAGUGAAGCUUUACUGACCGGUUGUCACGAUGCAAUGAGAACAGAGCCACUUGAUAUUCUCAUUUCAGCUCUCUUUGCCUCCUUUACGGAAACCUUCCAACGAGCUCCACCUGCCAUCUUCAAUGAAGGCCAUGGCCGUCAACCAUGGACCAGUGACAUCGACCUCUCCGACUCGGUGGGUUGGUUUACCGCUGUUUUCCCUUUCUUCCUAUCUGGGCUAGAACCAAAUACACCCAAUAGGGAGAUUGCUCGUGGUGUCAAGGAUCAGAGGCGCACUCUCCCUGCCAACGGAUGGUCCUACUUCACCUCAAGGUAUUUGAACGAGGACGGUGUGAAGGCCUUCAUCGACCACAUGCCCGUGGAAAUUGUCUUCAAUUAUCUCGGAUUAUAUCAGGGGUUGGAACGUGCAGAAGGCAUUUUCCAGCUGGUACCGUUCAACAAGGGCGAUGUGGGGUCUGCGGUGCGCCGUUACGCCCUGUUUGAGAUCAAUGUCUACGUGAUCAAUGGAUCUACCCAUAUCACAUUCACGUUUAAUCGUCAUAUGAAGCACGUGGACCGUAUACACAAGUGGCUCGAGAACUACACGGCAUCUUUGAAAGAUAUUUCCCAGAGUCUCGCUGCGACAGACUUCACUCUUACCAAGAGUGACUAUCCUCUACUCGACAUCUCAUAUCCAGAUUUGGAUAAGUUGCAGAACUCUAGGAUACCUCAGCUUGAACUGACAUUCGAUGAUAUCGAGGAUCUAUAUCCAUGCUCUCCGUUGCAAACAGGUAUCUUGCUCAGUCAACUGCGCCUUGAGGAUGCAUAUCUCUACCAUGCCAUCAUGCGGAUGGACUCUUGCGCCGGUGUUUCUCUAAAUGCGAAGCAACUAGCUUCAGCCUGGCAGCAAGUUGUCGAUCGUCACACAAUUCUACGUACUGUGUUCCUGAAAGGAAUCACACAGCGGCCAUUUGACCAAAUGGUUCUCCGCAGCCACCGUGCUGUAACUCCGAUCCUGACUGCGCAGUCAAACGGCGAGGCGCUAGACCUUCUCAAGCGUUAUGAGCCGCUGGUACCAUCAAUCACCGAACCGCCUCAUCGCUUGGUCGUGGUGCAAUGUGCAGAAGGCCCUGUCUAUUUCCGGCUUGACAUGAGUCAUGCUCUUUUGGAUGGAACUGCAAUGUCGGUACUUAUCAACGACCUCGCAUCGGCCUACAGCAAUCAGCUCUCCGCCUCACCGGCUAUUCCCUACAGUGAUUAUAUUGCAUACAUACAAUCUCAGCCAGCGGCAGAUGGUCUAGAGUUCUGGUCAGACCAUCUGGCGGAUGUCAAACCGUGCCAUUUCCCCUCUCUGCUAGUGUCCAGCGAAGUGGAACCGGAGAUGAGAACUAUCGAUGUCACGGUGCCUGACCACUGGGAGGUGCGUGCGUUCUGCCAGGAGAAUAAUAUCACGCUGGCCAAUGUGAUCCGCUUAGCAUGGUCCCUGGUCCUUGCCGCGUAUACCGGGGAAGAGCACGUCUGCUUUGGCUACCUCACAGCCGGCAGAGAGGUUCCCUUGCCAGGUGUGGAAAGCGCCGUCGGUCCUUUUAUCAACAUGCUCGUUUGUGCGACAGACCUUGGGCAAAUCAGCAAGAAGUCAGUCGCCACGGAGUUGCAAGACCUACACGAUGAAUAUCUCAAGAUGCUUCCGAAUCAACACGUCGGUUUGGCGGAGAUCCAGCACGCGCUAGGUGUGACAGGCCAGUCAUUGUUCAACACAGUUGUGAGCUUUCAGCGUCGUGAUGUUGGAAUGCUGGUGCUGGACGAUCUGCAGCUGACAUAUCUCGAUGGACUCGAUCCCACAGAGUACGAUAUCAGUGUCAAUGUCGCCGAUACCGACCACGGUUUCACGGUUGAUCUGGGGUAUCUGACUUCACGGCUUUCCCCGGAAUAUGCAACCCAUGUCGCAGUCGCUCUCUCCACUGCGCUUUCAUCCAUUGUUUCCGGUCCUUCAUCCACGGUAGGGUCGGUGGAAAUUUUCGGUGUCGCGGCCCAGAAACAAGUCUUGGAGUGGAAUUCCUCUAUGCCUCCGAUUGUGGAUGACUCUCUGCAUUCCCUCUUCCAGCGAAAUGCUAGUGAAUGUCCAGAUGCACCAGCCAUUGCUUCCUGGGAUGAACAUAUGACCUAUGCGCAGUUGGACAAGAAGUCAUCCCAGCUCGCUCAUCUCCUCGUCAACAUGGGCGUCGGCCCCGAGGACCUCGUUCCAAUUUGCUUUGACAAGUCAGCUUGGGCAAUAGUUUCCAUGCUUGCUGUGCUUAAAGCGGGGGCAGGCUUUGUGCCUUUGGACCCCUCCAGCCCAGCCAGCAGACUGGAACUAAUCAUACAACAGACAACUUCGACGUUGGUGUUGGCUUCCCAGGAAAAGCUGGCUUUGGUAGUCGAUCUGGUGCCCAAGGCGCUAGUGGUUUCCGCGCGUGCCAGCAUCUGGGAUGAUGAGAGCUCUGACGCAUUGAAUGGCCUGGUUUCACCCCUGAGUGUCGCAUAUGUCCUGUUCACCUCUGGCAGCACCGGAACUCCAAAGGGUGUUGUGAUGGAGCACGCGGCGGUAAGUACCAGUGUCAUCCACCAUGGGCAAGAAAUCGGAUGCAGCGCUGCCACGCGAAUGUUCCAGUUUGCAGCAUUCACCUUCGAUGCGUGCAUUCUGGAGAUUUUCACGACUCUGGCCUAUGGCGGGUGUAUCUGUCUCCCGUCUGAUGCCGAGCGAAUGAGUGAUAUUGCAGGCUCCAUGACCAGACUGAAUGCCAAUACCUCCUUCCUGACUCCCUCUGUUGUUCGCCUUCUCCGACCGGAGCAAGUGCCAACUUUGAAAACACUUAUUCUUGGAGGAGAGGCACUGCAUGAAGACAACAUCCAAGCCUGGGCAGAUAGUCUGCGUCUCAUGAACGGCUACGGGCCAACUGAAACCUGUGUCUUCUGUGUCAUGAAAACCUUCGCAGCCAAAAAUGACCGCUGCGACAUCCUCGGUCGUGCUGUGAGCUCUGUGGCUUGGAUCACUCGUCCAAACAAUCAUGAGCAGUUGGCUCCUGUUGGAGCCAUUGGCGAGCUUUUGGUGCAAGGAGGCACAUUGGCUCGAGGCUACCUCCACGACCAAGCAAAAACCGACCAAGUCUUCAUUGCGAAUCCGGCUUUCUGUCCGACGACGGAUAAUUCCAUUCAGCGAUUUUACAAGACUGGGGAUUUGGUCCGCUAUAACAUUGAUGGAACCAUCACAUACUUGGGCCGCAGAGACACGCAAAUUAAGCUCCGUGGUCAACGAAUUGAGCUCUCUGAGAUCGAACAUCAAAUCAACCGUCAUUUGGCGUCGAGCACCCAAAUUGCGGUCGAGGUUGUGGUCCCUCAUGGAGACCAAGAGCAAGCCGUUCUGGCUGUCUUCGUCUUCAAGCCAGUCAGGCUGGCAGGCAGCGAGCUCCUUGGAGAAGUCACCGCAGACACACGAGCCUGGGCAUUGGCUCUCAAGGCUCAGCUCGCUCGGGUUCUUCCGCCAUACAUGCAACCAUCUCUCUAUGUUCCUACCAACUGGAUGCCAACAACGUCCGCACAGAAGCUUGACCGGAAGUCACUUCGCGACGCGGUGGCCAAGCUCAGCGACGGUCAGUUGAAGGGUUAUUCUCUUCGCGAAGACGGUCGCCGGGUGCCUAAUACUGUUUCCGAGAAGAGAGUGCAGGAACUCUGGCAUCGUAUCCUGAAGAUUUCCAUGGACGAAAUCCGAUCAGAGGACAACUUCUUUCAGAUGGGCGGAGAUUCCAUUGCAGCCAUGAAAAUGGCCGCUACUUCAGAGGAGGACUUCCCCAUCACCGUCAUGGAUAUCUUCCAGUAUCCCGUGCUGUCUGAGUUGGCCGCCGUGAUGGCUGCCAAAGGGUUCGCUGACGGCCACGAUCGUCUCUUUUUGGAGCCAUUUGAACUACUGGGUAACGUUUCAGAGAUUUCUGGAAUCGUCGACGACAUUAGCCAUCAAUAUCCCAUCCCGACCGAGUCAAUCGAAGACAUCUACCCGUCUAGUCCUCUUCAGGAGGGUAUGAUGGCGCUUUCCAUGCUGAACCCCAAGUCGUACAUCCUGCGACGAGUUCUCCGCCUUGGUCCUACUCUGGACGUUGCUCGAUUCCAAUCUGCCUGGGAACUAGCUGCCCAGAAGAACCCCAUAUUGCGCACGCGCUUUGUGCCGACUCCAAAUUCCGGGUUUGUGCAGGUAGUGGUGAAAGGCAGUAUUGACUGGAGGAGGGCGGCGGAUCUGGAUCAGUACCUGGAGCAGGACCUGGCCGAAGGAAUGGUUUAUGGGGCUCCACCGGUGCGGUAUGGUCUCACAGAGGACGGUUACUUCAUCUGGACCGCACAUCACGCCGUGUACGAUGGCUGGUCGCUGCCGUUGAUCCUCAAUCAGGUCCAGUCCGCCUAUGAGCACGGCCAUUGCCCCGAUUCCACCCCAUUCAAUACCUUCAUCAAACAUCUGCAGACCACCAAUGCUCAAUCGACCCAAUCAUUCUGGACAGAGCAACUGUCCGGUCCCCGUCCGUCAACAUUCCCCGAGCUGCCUUCGCCGUCGUACCGACCUUCUGUUCGGGGCAAGGUGCAGCACGAAAUCCCCGUCCCACACCUUGUAGACUCCACCAUCCUCAAAACCACCAUAUUGCGAGCUGCCUGGGGCUUACUUCUUUCCCGGUAUGCAGAUAGUGACAAUAUCGUAUUCGGCAUGACCCUCUCUGGCCGCAACGGCCCAGUGUCUGGUAUUGAUGCCAUGAUCGGUCCCACCAUCACAACAGUGCCUGUGCGGAUGAAAAUCGCACCAGCACUCACCAUCAGUGAGUUCCUUGGCCAGAUCCAGCAACAGUCGACGGAUAUGAUCUCUCAUGAACAUUUCGGCUUGCAAAAUAUUGCUGGCAUCAGCUCGGACUGUGCCCGUGGAAUCGAAUUCCAGAAUCUAUUCGUCAUCCAACCAGUGUCAGACGCCACUGAGACUGGGGAUCUACUGCCUGGUGUAGAAGAGAUUGAGCUGCCCCUGGAGGACUUCGACAGCUAUCCCCUGGUAGUUGAAUGCUUCGUCGCCGACGACAAAAUCACCAUUGAGACCCGCCAUGAUGAAAAUGUUCUCUCGGCCUGGCAGGUGAAGACUAUUAUGCACCAUUUCGAACACAUCCUGGAACAAAUCACCCAAACGAAGAGUCAGGAAGCGCAGGUAGCCUCUGUCGAGCUCUUCGGUGCUCACGAUCUCCAGCAGAUCAUUCAGUGGAAUGAGCAGUAUCCGGAAACUGUCGAGUCAACUGUACCAGUAAUCUUCGCCGAGCAGGUCUCACGACAACCAGAGGCCUUGGCUGUUGAUGCUUGGGACGGCCGUCUGACAUACGGUGAACUUGACCACCUUUCGACGACCCUUGCUCGCCAUCUUGUCUCCUUAGGAGUUGUUCCAGAGGCUCUCGUGCCUCUGUGCUUUGACAAGUCGCGAUGGGCUGUUGUCGCACAGAUGGCUGUCAUGAAAGCCGGUGGUGCUUGCGUCAAUCUUGAUCCUGCCCACCCCCAAUCUCGUCUAGAAACUAUUGUUAAAGAUGCCCAGGCUACAGUCCUUCUCACAAACCCUCGCCAUGCUCAUGUCCUCGGAACUUCGGCCGUGUUGCAGAAGGCGAUCGUGACAGAGGACUUCAUUUCGAAUCUAAAGGGCCUGACGCACGAGUUGCCAACUAUCAGCCCUCGAAAUGCCGCGUAUGUGCUUUUCACUUCGGGAAGCACUGGUAAACCUAAGGGUAUCGUCAUUGAGCACGGCUCGCUCUGCUCAAGCUCCAAAGCCCAUGGAACACGCUGGGGGAUUGGCCCCGGGACUCGACUGCUGCAAUUCGCUGCGUAUACAUUUGAUGUGAGCUGUGCAGAUAUCUUCACCACAUUGCAAAGGGGUGGCUGUAUCUGUGUACCGUCGGAGGAGCAACGUCUCAAUGAUCUGUCUGGGGCAAUCAACAGCUUUCAGUGCAACUGGGGCUUUUUGACUCCCACCAUUGCUGCUUUACUCCCGGCAGAUAAUCUCCCGUCACUGAAAACUCUGGUUCUCGGUGGUGAGGCUUCCACACGCGAUACCAUUGCCAAGUGGCACAAGGUGCUCGAUCUCAUUGUCUGCUACGGUCCCGCAGAAUGCUCGGUAUACUGCUCUGGUGCUCCUCCAGCCAUCGCGAGCAGUGACCCUGCAAACCUGGGUGCAGCCAUUGGAUCCCUCUAUUGGAUCGCUCAUCCGCAGGAUUCCAACCGCCUGACACCCCUGGGCUGUGUUGGAGAACUACUUCUGCAAGGCCCAACGGUCGCCCGAGGCUAUCUUCAUGAUGCCGAAAAGACGGCUCAGGCAUUCGUCUCGAACCCUGUUUGGGCACCCCUUCCAGGUUCUCGAUUCUAUCGCACGGGUGAUCUGGUCCGCUACAAUGAAGAUGGCACGAUCCGCUUUGUGGGUCGUAAAGACACACAAGUCAAGGUCCGUGGCCAGCGCGUGGAACUCGGUGAAAUCGAGCAUGCGAUUCGUCUUGCAAUGCCCACUCUCGCCCACGCGACCGUAGAUGCGGUGCAAGAUCCUAGUCGUCCCCGGCAGAUUGUGGUGGCUUUCUUGCAUUAUAGCAAUCGCAGUGGCCCUGUCGAGGUCAAGGACAUGUCUGUCAAACUCCAAGCAGACUUUGUCACCCUGCAACAGACCCUCGGUCAAUAUCUCCCAUCGUACAUGAUCCCAUCCAUGUUCAUCCCCCUCUCCCGCGUGCCUUUGACGAUGAAUGGCAAGGCCGAUCGCCGACAAUUACGCGAACUGGCGACAUCCCUCUCCCAAGAGGAUAGCCUAGCCUUUUCGCUAGCCAAUAUGGUGAAGCAGGAGCCGACCACGCCGGUGGAAGUGCAGCUCCGUGCAUUAUGGGCCAAGGUCUUGCAGGUUGAAGAGCACACCCUGGGCAAGAAUGAUCAUUUCCUCCGGUCUGGUGGAGAUUCCAUCCUCGCGAUGAAGCUCACGAGUCAUGCGCGAUCUGCAGGCUUCAACUUGACUGUCCAGGAUAUCUUCCAAACUCCAGUUCUCGAGGAGAUGGCGGCUCUCGUUUCCCAAAAGUCACUGCAAGUGCUGGCGCCACAGUCCACUGUACCUUAUACUCCUUUCUCUCUCGUCGGUGACAUUUCCCUCUCCAAUUUGCUUCCCAGUAUGGCGCUCUCCGCCAGUACACACCCGGACAACAUUGCGGACGUUCUCCCCGCGUCGGAUUUCCAAGCCUCCGCAAUUGCGCACUCAAUGAUGAAAACCCAUGGCUUGGUGAAUUACCUCUUCCUCGAUGGCGAAGGCGAGGUUCCAUGGGACCUACCAUUUAUUCAGGAAGCAUGGACCCUCUUCCUCAAAACUCACCAAAUCCUCCGGACUGUAUUUGUCGCCCACGGAGACCGCUUCUACCAGGUGGUACUCAAAGACAUUGUGGAACCUAUCGGGUGGUAUCAGGUGGAAGAGGAUAUCGAACCGUUCUCCCUCCUUUUAUGCAAAGAAGAUGUCGACAAGGACCUGGCCCUGGGGAGUCCAUUGACCCAUUUGACUGUUGUCAGUAACCAAAAGCACCAUCGACUCAUUCUCCGAGUUUCUCAUGCCCAAUAUGAUGGUGUCUGUCUACCGCGCAUCUGGCGGAGUUUCCAAGAAGUCCUCUCCAGUCGCACACCUGCGCCGGAGGUUCCAUUCUCCCACUUCAUCGCCAAUAUCCAUCCUGAUAGCCAUGACUCCCAAACAUACUGGCGGGAUGUAUUGUCAAAUUCUACCAUGACCACUAUUGUUGCGCAAUCCAAACCGCAAUAUCGGAAUGUGUACGACCUGCACCUGACCCGGACAAUCCCCCUUACCUCCCAGUCCGGCUCUGGAAUUACUUUCGCAACCAUUUUGAAGACUGCCUGGGCUCUCGUCCUUUCUUCGUUGUCCGACAGCACCGACGUUGUAUUUGGCCAUGUCGUUUCAGGUCGGAAUAUCCCUCAACUCGAUAUCGAGCAGGUGAUUGGUCCUUGUCUCAACAUUCUCCCUACCCGUGUCAUGAUCGACCCGAGUGCGACAGUGAAUGAUCUCCUGAAGGCUGUGCAGGCUCAGCAUACCGCUCACAUGGCUCACGAGUCGCUGGGCACGCGCGAGAUUGUUCGAAGGUGUAGCCCGUGGCAACCUUCUACUCGCAUGAGCAGUAUCGUGCAGCAUCAAAACAUUGACCAAGAUGCGACGGUGACGCUCAACAAUCAGAAUUAUUUGGUUGCUGAUUUCUGUCCCGCAGCGGAUGAGGCGGACGUUGCCAUUAAGACGACCCCCCUUGACAACAACCAGAUUGAGGUCCUUCUCAUCACCUCAUCGCGCUCGGUUGGGGAAUCCAUGGCAGCGGCGCUUUUGGAUCAUCUUUGCAACACCAUUCAGGCUAUCUGUGACUACACAGAUGCGCAAGUUGGGGUCUCGCAAUUGCUCCAUUCUGAGGCCGUCCUUCCCUUGCCGAGUCCAGGGGUCUCCAAUGGGGUGCAUGAAGACUCUGCUGUCGGUCGCAUCGACGCAAUUCCAUCAUUGGAUGCAGAAAGGCUUUCUUCUAUUUAUGCUAGCUGGCGGGAGGUUCUGGGUCAACCUGAAUUACCGUUGGACUUGGAAUCCGACUUCUUCGCCAUCGGUGGUGAUCUGGUCUCGAUCGCGUUGUUGACCGCCUUCUGGCAGCGCCAGGGAUACCAAGUUGCUGUCGAGGAUCUCUGGGAUCAUUCGCAAGUCCGUGGAAUGCUGGAUAUCUUGAUUCAGGCACGUCUCUGA